AAAAAAGAUUGAAAUAUGGAAGAAAAAAAAUCAGCAGAUAUUGAGUCGGUAUCUAAACAAGUAACUGAUAAUAGCAGUGUGAACAAUGGUUUGGAAAUAGACAGUGUAAAGAAUAUGGAAGAAAGAAAGUCUGAUGUUGAGUUAAAACCUGCUGUAGGUGAUACAGAAUAUGAGAAUAAAGAAUUAUUGUCUGCAACAGUUGGAGAUUGUACUGCAAAUUCAAAGGCUGGAAAUCCAGACUGUAAGGCAGAUGUUUUGUCUAUAGAUGCUGGUACAUAUAAUGUGGUUCCGAGUUCAGGUGAAGAAAGUAAAGAUGAAACACCUUUCACACCAUCAGCUGGGUCAGCUGUAAGUAGGCGUGCACCACAUCUUCAUAAACUUGAAAAAAAGCACAGUAGUGGUGACUUACAUAGUCGACUGAAGACCAGAAAGUUACUUGGAGUUGGAGAAACAGAUGAUGGAGAUGUUCAUAGGUCAAAGCUCAGUCAAAUAUUGGGUCACAGUGAUCAGUUGUAUAUCAGGUUACCGAGUGGCCUCAGAUUCUGGCAGAUUAUCCUAGCUGUUGUUUUCUCAAUUUUAUCUCUAUGGGUAAGUAAUUUAUGAUAUCAAGACAUGCAGGCAUAUAAGCC
Messenger RNA from Ruditapes philippinarum (Manila clam), 629 nucleotides. RefSeq lists its product as uncharacterized. Lineage: Eukaryota; Metazoa; Mollusca; Bivalvia; Venerida; Veneridae. The coding region runs from base 16 to 603 and encodes 195 amino acids. The transcript has 3 exons. The record is from RefSeq and is a predicted model, not a curated record.